GAGGUCUCUGCUGUGGCCCCGUCUAUCAACAUUGGUCGUAAACGUAAAAGUUCGGCCGCCCGGAUCGCCGACGAUAUGUUGUGAAAAUAUUAUUUGGCAGCUCUAGACGAAACAAACGCGACCGUUUAGUUAUCAAACUUCAAUCUAAUUACAAUGGAAUCAAGUAACGCAUUGAUUUCAGCGAUGGAGGAGAAUGGUAAGAGAAUGAGGGGCCGUGCUCGCGGUCGAGCCCGUGGACGAACGACCCGGGGUCGGUCUAGAGGAAGAGCCAAGAAGCAAGUUAAGGUUAUCGAAAGCGAUGAAGAAGACACUCCGCAACAAGGAGAGGACAAUUCUACGGAAGCAAUUGGUGGCGAGCAAUUGGUGGACGAGCAUGAACCCCCCGUGACUCAGCAGCCAUCUCUCGAGCAGCAGUUCGACUUGGAGGCUGAUAUAUCGCAGCUGGAGGCGCCGACUUUCACGACCAUCAACCGUGGUCCGCCGGAGCCGAUGCUGCGCUUGAGAUGGGACCAUCGGGUGAAUCUUAUAGGAGAGAAAGUACUGAAUCCUAUGAUACAUUGUUGCGACAAAUGUUUGAAGCCUAUUCUCAUCUACGGCCGUAUGAUACCUUGCAAACAUGUAUUCUGCCUGUCUUGUGCUAAGAGAGAAGACAAAGUCUGUCCUCGUUGCGUGGAGAAGGUGUCCAGAGUGGAGCAAACCGGUCUGGGUACCGUAUUUAUGUGCACGCAUGGCGGAACGAGAUACGGAAAUGCUGGAUGCAGGAGGACAUAUCUCAGUCAGCGGGAUCUACAGGCUCACAUCAACCAUCGGCAUAUAAUAUCGGCGCCGUCCCAAACGGUCCAGGGAAUGCAGGUCGAUCCUCCGCAAUAUGUGCACGCCAAACCGGAGAUGGACUCGCAGCUGACGAAGGUGUCUUCCGUGCAGAUGCAGAGCACGCGGCUUAAAUCCGUGCAGUCUCACAUGGUUCAACCGAUCAUGGGUAACGAUCCCCGCGUGAACUCGCUGGUAAAUCAGCAACCGACGUUGGAGCAACAUCGGCAGCACAGGCAGCAGCAGCAGCAACAACAACAGCAGCAGCAACAGCAGCAGCAACAAGCGAUGAUGUCGAUACAGAGUUACGCGCAGAGCAGCGCGCCGCCGCCGCCGCCGCCGAAUAGCGCCCCGAUGCGGACCAAUCUCAUCACCGUGCCGAUCCAGGACACGACGUCCCUAGCCACGCACGACCUCCACGCGCAACAGAGCCAUCAUUACUACCCGACGCCACCGCCGCCGCCUCCGCCGCCACCGCCGCCGGUCAAUUACGGCGGUUAUAACGUGCCACCGCCGGUGUCGCAGCCGACGCAGCAGUACUACCCGCAGCAGCAGCAUCCCACUCAGGUGUCCUACGUGCCGCCACCGCCGCCGCCGCAGCAGCAGCAGUACGUGUCGUCGGCGCCGACCUCCAUACGGCCAUCACCCACCGGCUAUAUACAGGAGCCUCAAUACGGUCCGCCACCGUCUCAGCAACAACCGCCGCCGCCACCGCAGUCACAAUGGUCACAGCAUCAACAGCAGUUUUACAGAUAAGAAAGAGACGAGAGAGUGUCACUAGCUGUCAGUGGUAAAGUAGUCAACGUGAAAGACACAAGUUUGUGUGAACUUUCGAUCAUUUUAUAUAUCUUUUUUUAAGUGAAGAAAUAUUUUCUCAUUGAAAUAAGAAACAAAUUUUAAUAACCGAAAGUACCGAAGAUUAUUUGGUCUGAAUCUAUUGAUUUUAUAUACUCUGCUAAGUAGAUUAUAAAAUAUUGAAUUAUAGAAAUGACGUUCUAUCUACUCUCACAUAUGUAUGUGUA
Messenger RNA from Wasmannia auropunctata (little fire ant), 1832 nucleotides. It is a transcript of the gene Hakai, whose product is annotated as E3 ubiquitin-protein ligase Hakai-like. Gene Ontology annotation, biological process: protein ubiquitination; regulation of cell adhesion. The record is from RefSeq and is a predicted model, not a curated record. Lineage: Eukaryota; Metazoa; Arthropoda; Insecta; Hymenoptera; Formicidae. The transcript is spliced from 5 exons. Bases 154 to 1566 code for a protein of 470 amino acids. Gene Ontology annotation, molecular function: ubiquitin protein ligase activity.